CCGUCUUGAGGUCACUGUGGCUCUUCUCCAUUGCCGUUUUGUUUCCCCUUUCUAUAUUUCCAUACAAACCCUACUUUGGCUUUCAGUUCCCAGUUUGUCCCAAAUUGAAAACACCCAAUCGACGCAAUGUCCGAUUCGAUUCUUCUCCUUGCGUUUCUGAACCUGGCAUUGUUGUGUAGCGUAGCGAAUUCGAUGAGGUUCGAGCUGCAAACGGGUCACACCAAGUGCAUAUCAGAAGACGUUAAGAACAAUGCCAUGACCGUAGGCAAGUACAGUGUCGUUAAUCCCAAUGAAGGUUACCCAAUUCCUGAUACCCACAAGAUCGUUGUUAAGGUGACUUCGCCUUAUGGGAACAGUUAUCACUAUGGGGAUCAUGUGGAUUCGGGUAAUUUUGCAUUUACUGCAGCUGAGGCCGGUGACUACAUGGCUUGCUUUUGGAUACCGGAUAGCAAGGCGGCCGCAUCAACUAUAACCAUUGAAUUUGAAUGGAGAACUGGGGUUGCUGCCAAAGACUGGUCCAAGGUUGCCAAGAAAGGGAAGAUUGAAGUAAUGGAAUUUGAGUUGAAGAAGCUGUAUGAUACUGUCAUAUCCAUCCACGAUGAGAUGUUUUAUCUUCGUGAAAGGGAGGAAGAGAUGCAAGAGCUUAACAAAGCAACUAACUCCAAGAUGUUUACCUUCAGUUUCCUUUCGCUUGUGGUUUGCUUGUCUGUGGCUGGUCUGCAACUAUGGCAUUUGAAGACAUUCUUUGAGAGGAAGAAGCUCCUCUAAGUUCCUCCACACGAAUUUUGUUCAUUUUGUUUCCGUGGUUUUUAUUUCCUUUUUAUGUAUCCAAAUGUAUUAUUAGUUAAUCUUUCUCUUUUACAAUUUAUGAUAAUUAGAAAUCGCUCCCCAUCGUAAGUCAUAUUGAAUGCAUCUUACAUUGAAUUGGUGGAUGUUAGAAACAAUAUUUACAUUUCUCA
Molecule: messenger RNA, 959 nt
Organism: Gastrolobium bilobum
Lineage: Eukaryota; Viridiplantae; Streptophyta; Magnoliopsida; Fabales; Fabaceae
Product: transmembrane emp24 domain-containing protein p24delta9-like
Exons: 4
Coding region: 127-768 (213 amino acids)
Biological process (GO): Golgi organization; endoplasmic reticulum to Golgi vesicle-mediated transport; intracellular protein transport
Cellular component (GO): endoplasmic reticulum-Golgi intermediate compartment; Golgi apparatus; endoplasmic reticulum
Source: RefSeq, a predicted model, not a curated record